AUGGUUUUAUUUGACCAAAUGUGGGAUGAGGUUGUGGCUGGGCCACAACCUAACCGCGGGCUUGGCAAGCUCCGCAAAUUGGCUACCUUUAGUGGCCGAGAUGGACUAGAUGGGAGUAGUAGUAACUCUGGCUCUAUUUCGGUGCCAUCGAGCCCAACCACCCCAGGGACUCCAACUAAUACGUCACCAACAGCGGCGCGUAAGGAUAAUGUCUGGAGGAGUGUCUUCAACCCUGGAAGCAAUCCCGCUACAAGGGAUAUUGGAUCUAAUCGCUUCGACAAGCCCAACAAUCCUGGAUCUCCUACUAUUUAUGACUGGAUGUACAGUGGCGCCUCAAGGAGCAAGUAUCGUUAA
Molecule: messenger RNA, 354 nt
Organism: Cynara cardunculus var. scolymus (artichoke)
Lineage: Eukaryota; Viridiplantae; Streptophyta; Magnoliopsida; Asterales; Asteraceae
Product: dormancy-associated protein 1-like
Exons: 3
Coding region: 1-354 (117 amino acids)
Source: RefSeq, a predicted model, not a curated record